AUGGCGGACCAAAACCGAACUCAAACCCCAACAGCUAAAGAAGAAGAAGAAUCCAUAGGCCCGGCAACCCCUUCUCCUCACCCCAGAGCAGCUAGCCGUAGCCCUUCACCGCUCGCGCCGUCUGUAGCAAGGCUAUGGAGGCCAGCCGCUCAGCGAAAUCUCAAAAACCAGUGGUCGAAGCUUGCUUCUUUAACCCAACAAUGGAAAUCUUCUUCUUCUGCCUCUCGUUCUCACGCCACUUCUCUCGUCAACGCUUACCUCUCUCUCACAUACAUACCAUCAAUGGAACUUGGAGUUCUAAGCGACAUGCCCGAUAUACGGAAAAAAGGUUCUUGGAAAUUGCUUAAGCAGCAGGAGGGUCAUCGGACCAAACUGUUGUCAUCGUACAAAGACAUGGUGGGUGUUGUAGCUCAGAUGGUGAAAAUUAGUAAAUCCAUGAGACUUUAUCUCAAAGUGGGGAGUGCUAGUUCACUCGUUCAAUUUUCAGAUUUUUCUGAGGAUAAGAAUGAUCCAGGAGAUGGUGGUGGGAUCCCAAUCUUCACAUUUUGGUCAAUUUCUUAUUUUGAGAAAUUGGCUGAGGAGUUAGUGCAGAUGCUUAUAUCGGAACUGAAUUUGAAGCGCUUGCUUGUGGUGGAAUUAUUAUCUACUAGUUGUGAAUCGUCAAUGCUCAACAAGUUCAAUUGGACAGACGAGCUUUAUACAGGAGAAUUUGACGAUUUGAGUAUUUGUAACUUGUAUUCUGGGGAAACUUCUGAGCCAGUCUUUCCAAGAUUGCAGGUAUCGAAGUCUAAUGUGCCAGCUGCUCGAUCUAACCAGCAGCCAAAUCGAGAGAUUAUGCAGGUUUACCUAACAACAUGGCUUGCUGAAGUGAACAUUGAUACUCACAGCGUGGAUGAGAUAUUUUCUUUAGUCGGCGAGGAAAUGCAUGUUAACCUUUCGUGAACCGUCUGCCUAUAGAAGCCUGCUGAAAGAUGCCAGACUUUUUGGAUGCUGAAAGGCUGAAAUCUGAUAGCCCCUGACCAAUGGUUUUAGUCAUUAGAUGAUUUUCUCGGCGGAGACACAAUUCGAAAUUUAAAAUUUUAAGAAACUCAUUUUCUUCCAAUAAAGAGAUUCAGAAUUACGUUAAGGAAUGACAAAUAUGAAAAGAAGCGCCUCCGUCCGUAAAAUUUGUGAAAAAUGUUGGCUGAUCCAUGAAUAGCAGCAAGUGCUAGUUCGAGCCAGUAAUCAUUUGAUGCACGGGAUCUGUACUGUGAUGAGUAAGCAAAUAAGGUAAAAGAAAUACGGAAUCAAAGCUUCAGUUCGAGUGAUUAAAAUCAGUGAGUGUCCUGUCAGCAAGGUCAGGAAGGUGCCCAACAGGAGGCAUCUAUUGAUGGAAUGUUUGCAGUUUCUUGAAGCACCAACUUCGCAGUUAUUUUUACAUUUUGUCCGAUGUUUAAACAUCCAUUGGGACUUGCCUGAAUUUUGACCUGUUUUUCAAAGAGAAGUGUACAAGCUUAUAGUUGACCGUAAAGGAGUUAAAAUGGAUAUGCAAUCUUCUAUAGU
Morus notabilis is the source of this 1542-nucleotide messenger RNA. RefSeq lists its product as uncharacterized. Lineage: Eukaryota; Viridiplantae; Streptophyta; Magnoliopsida; Rosales; Moraceae. The record is from RefSeq and is a predicted model, not a curated record. The transcript is spliced from 8 exons. Bases 1 to 942 code for a protein of 313 amino acids.